AUGCAUGCUCUACUUCACUUUUCCGUCGUUGCUCUCGCAGUACUUCUCCACCAAUCCUUCGUCUGGCCCAUGAGGCUUCACGGAAGCACCACCCACGACCAUAUCUUCGCUCGAGUCCCUUCCGUCCUUCGGUCUACCGACGAUGUCGAACUGAAACUCGAAAUCCACACGAACCUGACAGACCCAAGCAAGAAGUACAACGCCUACAUCCUAGGCAAUCCUGAGCAAACCAGCAAAAUCGUUCAAGUCCUACAACAAGAUGGCACUGGGUACAAAUACGUCCAACCCGCUAAUACCGGCAGCGAUGUGCCGGUGCCCAUCACGGAAGGUUUUGCAAUACCGCUUACUACAGACACCACCUUAAUCACGCUCCCGGGUUGGCUGUGGAACGCUCGUAUAUGGUUGUCUGAGAACGAGCUUGUGUUCAAAUUCACUAACGGCGGUCUCGUCCAGCCCGCUCCUGCUACCGAGGUAGACGAUAAUUACAACGUGUCUUAUGGGUUCAUCGAGUUGAACUUCUACCCAGCCGGAGAUACCAACGAACCCACUGUCUUCGUCAAUCUCUCCUUUGUGGAUUUUGUCGGCCUUGUACUCGGCAUGGCCAUGACCUAUCAGAACGGCUCGACAGAAGCAGUCCCGGGUCUCUAUAGAAAUGCUCUGACGACCGUCUGCGAUGGGCUCAAGAGCCAGGCGCAGAAAGACAAUCGAUCUUGGGACAAGAUGUGUCUCCAAGACGGGGACAAGUAUAUACGAGCCAUCUCGCCCAACAUGUACAGCUCCCAACCUCCCAAUCGCGAUAUGGACGACUACUACACGAAAUACAUCGACGAUGUUUGGAACGCAUUUAAAACUCAACCUCUGCUCAUGGACACUCAGGAUGCCAAUCACACCAAAGUGCCGUCUGGCCCGCAAGUUUCCUGCAAGGUUACCGGCGAAGUACUUGAUUGCGGCGCGGAUGCUGGCCAAUACGUGAAGCCCACCACUCUGGAUGUCUGGGGCUGCAACACAGGUCCAUUUGUGGUUCCCCCGGGGGCGAAUGAAAAGCAAAAGGAAAUCAUACCUAGACUCUGCGCUGCUUUCUUCCGCAGUACUCUCCUCCUAGAUGGCGGUAGCGUACAACCAUCGCUACCGUCUGCGAAGUACUACACAGCCGAUCCGACUAAUCACUAUGGUCGCCUUGUACAUGAAGGUCUGCAAGACGGUCGGGGAUACGCCUUUUCUUACGAUGACGUGAACGCUGGCACAGAGAAUGUAGCCGGCGUUCUUAAGGCGUCGAAUAUACAGAAGCUGUCUGUCACCUUGUCAAAUUGA
Anthostomella pinea is the source of this 1311-nucleotide messenger RNA. The record is from the annotation of a GenBank genome assembly. NCBI's taxonomy places the organism in Eukaryota, Fungi, Ascomycota, Sordariomycetes, Xylariales, Xylariaceae.